UUUAGACACAGGGAUUUGCGAGCUAUCACCCUUUAGAAAAGGAGAAUUCGUUUAUUUUCUACAUUGUGCGACUAUUUAAUAAAUAAAGAAUAUCCUAUCAGCAUAAUUUAUUCUUUAUGUUAUAUAUAGAAAACCUGUGAUAAAAUGGAUAUAUUGUGUUAACAUACGUGAGAAUUUUACAUCAUGGAGGGUUUUGUUUCCGAAACAAAAUACCAAAAAUUAGCUGGUGAAUACGCUAAGCUCAGAGCUCAAGCUUCUGUACUAAAAAGGGCGGUAUUAGAUGAGCAAUCAAAAAGUUCUGGACUGCGUGAUCAGCUAAGACAAAAGGAAUCUACUUUAAGAAGAGCUGAACAAGAGGUCGAUUCUUUAGGAUUCCGUAACAAGCAGUUAGAACACCGUGUGGCUGCUUUGCAGGAUGAAUUGGCUGUUAACGAAGGACGCAGAAAGGAUAAAGACAAUAAACAAGGACAAAGGCUGGGCAAGCCAUCAGUGCAACAAGUGAAUCUUCCUGCAGGUCCGGACGGAGAUAGAGUUCAAGAAGCUUUAAUGUUCGAGGAGUUGCAAAAAAAAAUCAUGGAGACCGCCCAACUAACAACUUUGAUUGACGACAAAAAUAAAGAACUUCAAAUUCAAGAGGAGCGCAUUAGAAAUCUGGAAUUAUCACUGGAGAAACGUAAUGCAGAUCAUUCUGAAAUGGAAAAGAAAUUAAGGAGGGAAGUGGAUAUUUUACAAAGCCGCAACUCAGACUUAGAAACGAAACUUGUGGAGGCCGCCAGCAUAUUGGGAAGUGAAGAUGCGUUAAGUGCUUCUGGUAGCGAUAGCACACCGCUGCAUAAUAACCAACAAUUGCAGACCACCGCUGAAGAACGACUUACAAGCUUAGAAAAAGAAGUCGCCUAUUGGCGUUCACAAUAUGAAAUUAGUAAAUUGUAUGGCGAUUCUUUCAAGAGCAAUAACGAAGGUCAAGAGAGAAAAAUAAAUGCCUCACUUAAACCAGUUGUGUUAAAUGAACUUUAUUGUAACAGCAGUACCACAGCUGCGGGUUUAAGUGUGCAAGCGUCAUGUGUCAAAAGCGCAAGGGAUUCGUUGAAAGAACUUUCAAUACCACCCACAAAAGAACAAUUAUUGUUCAAUAAUUUAAGCCAUAAAUAUGAAGAAUUAUUAAGAGAUAAGCAUUCUGCUGAAUCGCACGUAAACUCAUACAAAUCCGAAGUAGAUCAUUUACAAAACUGUCUCGAAAAUGCCACCCAGGAAUUAAAAGCAAAGGAUGAACAAAUUCAAAGCAUUAAUCAGGCUUCACAGUUAUUGGAGGAAGAUUUGGCCACCACUAGAGUAAACUAUGAGGAACAAAUAAGUGUGCUGACUGAGCAAGUUAUUAGUUUAAGUGAACAGUUGGCAGCUUGCAAAUGAAGGAAUUCAUUUACAUCAAGCCUGUCUUAUCGUUGUUAAUGUAAUAUGUAACAUUUAUCUGCAUUCUUGUA
Molecule: messenger RNA, 1481 nt
Organism: Glossina fuscipes
Lineage: Eukaryota; Metazoa; Arthropoda; Insecta; Diptera; Glossinidae
Product: myosin-11
Exons: 6
Coding region: 184-1410 (408 amino acids)
Cellular component (GO): early endosome; membrane
Source: RefSeq, a predicted model, not a curated record